This is a messenger RNA of Rhinolophus ferrumequinum (greater horseshoe bat), 1304 nucleotides long. It is a transcript of the gene CCDC92B, whose product is annotated as coiled-coil domain containing 92B. The record is from RefSeq and is a predicted model, not a curated record. Lineage: Eukaryota; Metazoa; Chordata; Mammalia; Chiroptera; Rhinolophidae. The transcript has 4 exons. Bases 282 to 1052 code for a protein of 256 amino acids.
CGGCUCGUUCGCCAGUUCCGGUCACGUUGCUGGGUGUUUACGCCCGGAGGCCUCCCCGGACGCCCCCUAGGCGCCUUGGAGCCCCCCAGAGCGCGGGCCCUGCCGCCCCGCAGCCUCGCAGCAGCUAAUGGCGCCGCAGCCGGAGCGGGCGCUGCGGAACCCCGGACGCAGCUAGCGCGGGGAAGAAGAGCGCCUCCCCCACCCAGCCCGGCCCGGACCCAGGGCUCCUCUGGCCUGUAGCUCCCUCAGGUCCCCAAGGUGGGGCCCAGGCCUGGGUUUCCAUGGAUACCAUGUCCCUGGAGCAUCAGAUCCAGAGUGUGCAACGCCACAUCAGCUUCCUGAAAAAAGAGCAGAUGGCCUUGCUGCGAGACCUGCACCUGGAAAUCCUGAGGCUGCAGAAACGCUGCUCAGAACUGACCCAUGACCUGGAGAUGAGAGAGGCCCAAUCUCACCAGCAAGAGGCGAUGUCCCGGGAGUUGGAGAGCAAGUGCCGCACGCUGGAGUCCCAGCUGGCGGAGCGGUCUGCGGCCAACGCGGAGCUGCGGCGGGAGGUGGCGCAGCGCGAGGCGCUGGUGUCCGCGCUGCGCUGCAGCCUGCGCGCUGAGGAGCGCCGCUUCCUGGAGGAGCUGCGUCGCCGCAGCCACCGCGCCACCGUUCUGGGCACCGAGCUGCAGAAGCACACCGAGGCGGCCGCCUACCUCUCCUGCCAGCUGCAUGCUGCGCGCCAGAGACUGCAGACACCACGCCCAGCCCCCGUCGCCGCGGUCGCUGCGGAGUCCCGGCCCCGCCGGCGCGCUCAACGGGCCCGCCGCCAGCCCGCCGCGGAGGCCGCCUCCAAGGGCCCGGGUCGGGACUGGGCUUCCUGGGACCGCGCGGGCGGCCUCCUGGAUGACGCCGACCCCAUGCCCGACCCCGCGCUCUUCCUCUACGCCCGGAGGCCCCCGCGGCCCAGCGGCCGCAGCCCCCGCCAGCCGCCUCCCCAGGAGCCCCCGGACCAAGCUGACCCACUGGCUGCACCCAGCCCGCCCAGUGCGCCCGGGGCCCCCGAGUAGGCACGGGGCUGGCGGGGUGGAGAGUGGGGGAGGCCGGCCCCCGGCUAGGGACGCAGCCCGGGCCACACAGGCAGAUCCCGGGGGCCGAGGAAGCCGGCCGUUCCCCCAGGGAGCGAGCAGUGGUGGCCCCGGCUCCUCCAUCCGUUCCAACCGCCCCGCCUUUUGUAUUUCCCACCGUCUCAGAAGCUUCGAGCUCUCCGCUCCCGCGAAGGCGCUCCUCCGCGGGACGCCGCGAGGGCACCUUUUUUGUAG